Molecule: messenger RNA, 1806 nt
Organism: Scedosporium apiospermum
Lineage: Eukaryota; Fungi; Ascomycota; Sordariomycetes; Microascales; Microascaceae
Exons: 6
Coding region: 1-1806 (601 amino acids)
Source: RefSeq, a predicted model, not a curated record
AUGGGACUGUCAAAGUUGCUCUUAUUGCUCGGCGUAACCAGCCUCGCCGUCGCACACGGCACCGAUCACCAUGGAGGAGGCAUGUCCAUGCCCCAGGCGCCCGGCGUGGGCUCCAAUCUCACUGAUUCUCUGCCCAACUACUUUGCCCACCCAGAGCACCGGUUUUCCAUCUAUUGCCAUAUAACUUUAAUGACCUUGAGUUGGGUCAUUGUGCUGCCGACAGCUGUAAUGCUCUCUCUCGCCCGAUCGAGAUAUACCUUAAUAGCCCAGCUCGUCUUCUUAGCUAUUCAUUUCCUCGGGCUGACCGUGGGCAUUGCGUAUAAUGCUAGCACCCCGGAUCUGUAUCCAAACAACGCUCACCACAAAAUUGGCUGGAUUGCUACGGUUGUUGUGACCGCUCAUGUACUGCUGAGCCUGUUCAAUCGGGCGGCCGGUGCCGUGUGGGCCAGCAGGGCGUCUUCUCCCUCAUACCAGGAGCUGAGAAGCUUCAUCCCCGUCACAAGAUCCACCUUAGAUACUGACCAGGCCUUGGAUGGUAACGAUCCUUCAUUUCAGCGACCUAACCGGACGUCCUAUGAUAGCGGCCAUGGAACCGAUCGAGCAAGUGAAUCCCUGCGAAGCAAUUCCAUCUCCACGAUUGAAGACCACGCCACCGUAGGGUCGACUGAGAACAGACGAAACCUUGAGGAUGUUGCAUUCGACGAUGAGUUGCUGCGUCAGCAGCCAACCCCCAGUCGCUGGCACUGGUCUUCUUCAAAGCUCCCUAUUCGAUCUCUAAGUCACGGCGUGGCGAUUAUGCGACUCUGGUAUAAUAUCGUUGACAGGAUAGUUCUGCCGUUUGGCUUUGUGGCGCUAUGCACUGGCAUUGUGACCUUUGGUCGCUUCUUCGCUUGGAACAUCCGUCGACAAAAAUUCGGCCAGAAGUGGCGGCCUUCCGCAGAAUUUGUCGAGAGCUUUCUUAUUUUCUUCUAUGGUUCGACAAACAUCUUCCUCGAACACCUUGGCGGAUGGGGCGGCGAAUGGUCAGCGCAGGACCUUGAACACAUCUCAAUUACGGUCCUCUUCAUCGGCGGGGGUCUGUGUGGCAUGCUUAUCGAGUCUACCAAGAUAAGGGAGCUCCUCAACACAUCGGUUUCGGAGGUCGAUGAGAUUGACGUCGAAGGUGCCUAUGAUGGUGAGGGGAAGCAUAACCAGCUAACCUCACCGGACCACUAUCGGGUCUCCUUGAACCCCAUCCCGGCCCUGGUCAUCCUUUUGCUGGGCAUUAUGAUGAGUUCUCACACUCAAGAAUCCAUGAUAUCCAGCAUGGUUCACAAGCAAUGGGGAAAUUUGCUGGCAGGCGCAUCGUUUGCGCGUGGGUUGACGUACGUGAUCAUGUACCUCAAGCCACCCAAGUCUGUCCUACCAUCGCGACCACCCACAGAAUUGCUGGCUUCGUUUGGUCUUAUUUCCGGGGGUAUAAUCUUCAUGGCGAGUAGUAGCGAUACAGUUCGCGGUAUGGAGAACUAUGACCUUGACGCCAUGUUCAUGUACACCGUCACCAUGGGUCUGGUCGGCCUCUUGAUGGCUUGGGUGCUCUUCCUCCUUGCCCUCAAAGGUUGGGCGCUGGCUACCAAGGAGCUGGCUGAUGAUUUGAACAAGCUCCGAGAGGCCCCUGAUUUUAAACCAGACUCAGUGGCUCUUCUAAUCCACACCAUCCGCCAGGGCUCAACGCUGUUUCAUACCAAGGCCUCGAACGGAGAUUCUUCUUCACAUGCCCCGGGCUUGGGAAUGAACAAGUCAUUCCCCACCAAGACCUCUCAAUAA